AAGCGAGCACGCGCCAAGAGACCCCUGAAAGGUAGUAACUCUUCCAAGAAAGCGCGUGUUGAUAGUCUUUUGCAAAUUGGCGUCAUGCCAUCACGUCCCGGUAAAAACGCUAGCCCGGAGGAGCGAGAAAAAUACGUACAGGAAGCGGGGAAGGCCAUCCAGGCUAUCGCCAAAAAACUUGGAUCUUCUCAAGGGAUAGUUAACCACUGCCUCCGGGAACAAUGCGUUCCGAUGCCCCGCCUGACGCCGAACUCAUACGACUAUUUCAGGCAGUUCAAAAUACUGAACACUGUUUUAGACCAUCUAAUUUUGUUUGAGCCAUCGGAUGCAGAUUCGAGAGAAGGCCAUAGUACAUCGUGCACGGGGGUAGCCAUGUCCGACUGCCUCUCUAUGUGGGGCAUGAAGGACCCCUUCGAGCCUGUGUUUUCAGCACAAAGAGCACGAGGCGUACAGUUCAUUACUUUUGUUCUUACUUGGCCGGGAUACAAAGGCUUGCACAUGGAUUGGCGCUUCGAAAUCUCCAUUCAAAGUGUGCCGACUCGUGACAAGCUCGCAUAUAUCAUUGCUGGCCAAUUCCGAGAUUUUAUCGAGGCUGUAGAUAAGGGUCGUUAUCAAGCUGAAGACGACAACCUGCAUUGGACGGUUGGAAAUGGUGGCUAUAACCUUGGCCACAUGAAACUAUCUGCAUUAUGGAAUGCUGCGGACGGAUUAUGGGCUGCUAAUGUUCGUGUAGUUGAUGAGGUUUGAGAGGAUUGUAACUAUAUAUGAAUUGGGCUUUCAGUGCCAGUGGACUGUCUGUAUGAAUUUCUCCAGUCAUGUAAUUUCUGCCUGCAUAUGAUUAUACGCCAUGUAGUGUGAACUGUGUAUGUUCAAUAAUAUAAACUU
Messenger RNA from Serpula lacrymans var. lacrymans S7.9, 885 nucleotides. RefSeq lists its product as uncharacterized. Bases 85 to 747 code for a protein of 220 amino acids. Lineage: Eukaryota; Fungi; Basidiomycota; Agaricomycetes; Boletales; Serpulaceae. The record is from RefSeq and is a predicted model, not a curated record. The transcript is spliced from 6 exons.